Messenger RNA from Amoebophrya sp. A25, 3243 nucleotides. Lineage: Eukaryota; Dinophyceae; Syndiniales; Amoebophryaceae. The record is from the annotation of a GenBank genome assembly.
CGAGAACCCAGCGGUCGGUGCUGCCCGCCGAAUACGGCUGGCUCUAGAGGAGGGUCUCGUCCAUAGGCGACUGCAACUUCGCAGCGCAGCAGACGUGGAUUUAGAUCGUUUACGCAGAGGCGGGUCUCCAGAAAACGUUAGACUGCGGUUUCCUGCGGUAGUGCAAAAAGCGGCACUCACAGCAUUUCGGAAGCUUGUAGUGGAGCCACGGAGCGGCAAAAGAACGACCGGAGAUGCGGAGGGAGGCUGCUCCUCUGCCGACGAGCAGGAAGCCGCAGAGAGCCAGGACGGAGCAGUCGCAGUUAAGAGUUCGUCCAAGCGCAAGAUUCCAAGUUUAGCAAGCCGCUUCGCGAUGACGCAGCAGCGUGAGAAAGAGGCCGCCGAGGAAGAGGGCGUGACGGCAGAACGCCGCGAUGAAAUUGCGACAGCGGAGACCAAAUUUUUUCAGAAAGAAGGCAGGCUGCAGCAAUUAAAGGCGGAACGCGGGCUCGCCCUCGAAGAUCCAGUGAACAUUCAGAGGCUAAAAGACGAAGAAGUGGAGGACACUGAUGACGAAGAGGAGCUACUUGCGUGGCAGGACCGAGUGAAGAAGGCACAGCGGGGCUUCGACCACUAUCGUCGCGUAUUAGGGCGGGAGCAGAAGGCACAUCCCGCGUGGAUGGCAGCGCGUGCCGAGUUGGAGACGCUGAGAAUAGAGGUAGAUGAGGUGACAGCAGAGUUCUUUUCGGUUGUGCACGACACCUCCGAGUCGACAGGCGCGGUGGCGGCAGGCGGGUCUUCGCAGUUCGAUGGCAAGGGAAGCGUGAUUCCAUUGGCGCAGUUGCAAAAUAUUGAAGCACUGUACGACGUGGCAGGAUCUUUCGAAAACGUCCUGCACGAAUGCUGGAAGCUAGCGUCACUGCUUAUGGUGCAGGAGCGCAGGAGGGUGACACUCUACAGCGAACUGCAGCGGCUGCUCGAAGGGCGACAUGAGAGCUGGCGAGACCGUGACCUUCUCCUCGCUGCUGAUACAGAAAAGACUCAGCUGGCGGCUUUGCGUAAGAGGUUUCGCGAAAUCGCGAUUUUGCCGUUUUUGUUUGAUGCGUGUUCGACUGGAACGCCACCGCUUGGAGCAAACUUUGCAUUGAACGUGGAACCAAUCUGCUUGAAAGAGGCGCCGGAAAUUGAGCUUUGCGAGCCGCCGGUUAUGCAACCAUUUUCCGGAAAGAGCAAAGCCUCUGCUAAACUGCGUCUGGAAGAAGAGAAAGCGCCGGAUCUGAUGCACCAGACGGAUGGAACCCAAGGACGCACUCCUCGGGCGGCUGGCUUGCAGAUACCCUUCGCGCUGGAACCCCCGAGUACCGGCACAGACCUGCCGCGCGGCGGUUUCGACCGUAUUGGCACGGGUGGCAUCGUCACUUCGGCCUACGAUGCCAUCAUUGCCAACGAUCUGCAUCACCCUCAGGAUUGGGCGGAGCGCGAACGGGCGACUGCGCUGAGCUCCUCGUCGUUACCCGCACAGGAUCCCGCGUGCGAAAUAGGCAGGAUUCCUUCGAAGCUCUUAGAGGCAACUGAGGCCUACUGCCAAAAGAUAGAGGACAGGUCCACUCGGGUUCGAUGGUUCAAUCAAACGGGUGUGGCCGAUGUGGAUGAGGAUGACCAGGACUCGGGCAAGGCUGGAGCAGAGGGGGACGCUGUUAGCGCGGAAGCUCCUGGAACUGCGGCUGCUGCGGUUUCCUCAUGCAGCCGACAAGCCGAGCGUCGAGAAAAGAACAUGCAAGUGGACAAAACGAAAACGACAGCUGCGGACAAAACGAAAACGCCAGUGGACAAAACGAAAACGACCGCAACUGCGGGCAACGAACAGGUAACAACGGCUGACGUAAGUAGUAGUAAGCCUCCUCCUGCACCUUCCGCUCGCGCUUCUCCACCUUUGGCUGCUUCAUCUGGUCAUCGAGAGCAGCAACUAGGCACGAAGCCAUCCCCUCAAGCUGCACCAGCAGCGGGAUCAACUACAGCUUUGUCUUACGCUGGGGCGCGUGGAGCGACAGGAAAGAACACGGCAAUACCCUAUGGUGCAGAGAACAGGUCAGCAGUGGGACAACACGCGGCAUCGUCGUCCAGCCCAGGGACUUGGCAGCCGGGUUCUACUUUCGUCCCGGGCAGUGCCUCAGCAGCUUCCGCGGCGUCAUAUAUGUCCUCAACAGGAAAAGGCAAGAAGCACGGCUCUUUUGGGGCAUCGUCGAUGGCAGGACACACUAUGCGAGGGGGCGGGGACUUCUACGAACAUGGGUACAGGAUAAAUCCGAAGCCACGCGAUGUGCCGCCUCCAUGGGCACAGCAAGGGAGUGCCACGUCGUAUCCACAUGGUGCCACUUCAUACAGCAGCUUUUCGGCUCCGAACGCUGCAGGAGCUGGCUAUCUUGCACAACAAGGUGGUACUGGAUAUCACCAGCAGCAAUCAUACAUGGGACAGCAAGGCGGUUCACAGCACUACCAGGGGGCAGGGCAACCCGGGGCCCACGGACCUUACUUGGACGGAUCUAGGCGCGGCUCCAUGGACGACCCGACGCCAGGUACGCAUAAGGGCGGCUACCAGCAGCACGGGGCACCAAGCUCGUGGGCUUCAUGGCAAGGUGCUAACACGCCUGCUAGUGGUGCGGGACUAUCUUCCCAGGGUUACGCAAGCUUGCAAACGUCAGGUUUGCUUGCUGGGGAUUUGACUGGAGCAAGCACGCCACAUGCCACCACCGGACAGUAUCCAGGACAAUACCCGCAGCAUAGCGGGUACCCACAUGGGGGCCCUAAUACAACUCAUACCCCGACUAGCACAGGUGGGCUCUCCCUGCAGAAUCACGGUAGUUCGACAGCGGAUCCUUACAACAUGACCAAUAACACCACGGGAGGUACUGCGGCUUCAAGUACUACUGCAGUUCCGGCAAACGGGGGGCUCUUCUGGUACACAGUUCCCGAGACCGGAAGGUGUGGCGUGGCUCGAUCCGACCAAAUACCUCCAGGCGCGAAAAUCCUCACUUCUCCCCAGGAAGUGUCGAACGCUCGAGGGCAGCAGCAAUCCACCUCUACGAAGUCAACGUCUGGCAUGGCCGCGCACGCAGCACCCUUCGUACCGCAGGCUAAUAAGCAUGGCGCAUCUUCAUUGACAUUUCAAGCACAGCGGCAAGGAACACAGCAAGGAUCGCCGCCGCCAAGUGACAAGCAGCACUACGUGCGAACAGGAACAACGUCCAAUAAGGAAAGUGGCCC